Messenger RNA from Pseudomassariella vexata, 2751 nucleotides. RefSeq lists its product as uncharacterized. Lineage: Eukaryota; Fungi; Ascomycota; Sordariomycetes; Amphisphaeriales; Pseudomassariaceae. Bases 1 to 2751 code for a protein of 916 amino acids. Gene Ontology annotation, molecular function: microtubule binding. The transcript is spliced from 2 exons. The record is from RefSeq and is a predicted model, not a curated record.
AUGCGCCGGCCACAUCAAUCCACCUCACAAUCCCCAUCUCGACACCGGGUCAGCGAUGAGCUCCUCUCGCGCCUUUCGCCGCCAUCAGCGGUGGAAGCUCUCAGAGUUCCCUCUGGACCUCUAAAAGCUUGUCUCAGCAACGCCUCAGCUUUCGAGCAGUCCUUCGCCAUGAAGACAGCUGUCGCUUCAAAGUCAAUACAUGAUUGGGUUGACGAACUUUCCGGCUGGCCGUGGCCUGCCGGUGGCGGAUCGGCUGGCUUCGAGAUGCCGCCAACUCCGCGCAGGAAGCUGUCCGGACCUUCCGACACGCCAAGGGAAGAUAACCCGAGUCAAGAUGAGGGGCCCGGCGCCGAACCUGAGACGGAAUACCUAGGCAGUCUGCCAGCGGAGGACGUUGACCAGUACGACAAGAGAAUCGACCAAAUACAGAAAGAGAUGGAUGACUUGGAUUUGGAGGAUAUCAAGACGCAGGUGCUGCAGAACCACAUUUUGCCUCUAUCCCGGCCAGGCACUCCAUUUUCGGACAGCGGACACUCGGUGGCAUCGACGUCCUUUGUCAAGAUGGAAGACUUGACGGCAGUUAUUACCGCCAUCACAGUGCAAGCCCUGCCAAAUCUAUCGAGACUUUCAAGAUUACUCAAUAUCUGGAGUGUCCGGUUGGCCGUUCUUCGUAAGGUUCCGACGUUGCUGUCAAGGGUGACAGAAGCCGAGGUUGCUCUCAAAUCAGGCUGGAAUGCGAUUCAAAUGCAGCUCAAGGCCGGAAAAGAUGCCCCUGCGGAUACCAGAGGCUCGGGGGAUGGUGUUUCUGCCCUUACGAGAAAGGAAUUCGAAAGUAUAAAAGCGGCAUUACAGCAAUUAGUAGCAAACCCAGGACGCGACGCUGACUACAUGCUGGAUGCCUUGGAAGGAAUGGCAGACAUCUUGCCAGACGAGUGGCUGGACCGCCUUGAGGCUGUGGAGAGAAGCUAUGCUGAAUGGGUUGUUACGGCCGACCGCCAGGUCCGAGAGGGCGAGUGGUCAAAUAUGCAAGCUGCAGCUUCACUUUCGGCGUCAGUGGGACCUAGGGCACCUCAACCCGAGAUCCAUAUCCAGGUCGCAAGCCCAACUCAGGAGGAAUUCGAUAACCGUAGCCUCGAUUACGAUGGCGUUCAUGAGCAACGGCCAACAAUAUCGCUAGCCAGCAAGGAAACCACAGGCCAGGAAGGGAAAACUGCAGGCAACUCGUCUCGGGCGCACGGCGCGCGAAGUCAUGAUGGAGCUGACGAUGGUGCACUCGACGGCAUCAACCAAACCGGCCCAGUAAUGUCAGAGACGGACAAAAGUAUUGGUCGCCUCCAACCUUCCGCCAUGAUUCGACCAGGCCUGGACCUGUCCAAGGGCAUUCCCGACCUCGAAGCGGAAUAUUCUUUUCUAGAAUCGGUAGUGGAGGAAUCGGAAGAGGAAGAAGAGGAGCUGGAACUGCCUCCACCCCGAUUUCAGACACGAAGAGAAAGCCAGGGAUCACUUGCUUCUUUGCUUGCAUGUAACGACUCGGACGAAGGUCGUGCUGGCGAAGAGUCACCCGAACUUGAGUUGCCCCGCUUGCCAGACCCAGACAGGCCGUUGUCAAGCGAUGCAAUCAGCCCGUCUAGCUCGCCACCCCUGCGCUAUAAACCUCGUUCCGCUUCAGUGACUUUUAAAGAACUUCCUGAAAUAGCCCCUAUGCCCGAACCCGACGACACCCCCCCUAGAACCCCGCUGGAGCAUGCUGAUGUCUUUGAUGCUGACACGACAUUUGAAUUCGAAAGUCGGUUCAGCACAUCGGGGCGAACGAGUGUUAUGGGCGACACCGACCAGCUGCACAAACAGAUUCACCACGUACUCAGUGGGCUUCCGGCUAAGAUCCGGCUGACCACGAGACCUUCCGCAAUCAACCUCAACCCCCCCGAUCUUGUGCUCCCCACGCGGUCGAGGCAAAAAACUCCAGAGCCUUUCCGCCGCAGUGGCUCCGCUGUGUCUACCAUGUCGUCUCGAGCAGGGACGCCUUCCUGGUUGAUGGCACCGGCCAAGACACCGCGACCGCGAUCAAAAAACAGUCAAGAAGCCAGACACUACUACCUCUCACGGUCGGCUGGCGAGGCGCCUCUGAAGCUACUGAUUCGCUGCGUGGGAGAGAACGGCGAACGAGUCAUGGUCCGAGUAGGCGGUGGAUGGGCCGAUCUCGGCGAGUAUCUCAAGGAGUACGCCGUUCAUCACGGCCGAAGAUCCCAGGGCGAAGGCAAGAUAGAGGUUAGAGAUGUGCCAGCAGCCGCGUCCAGCAGAGCUGGAUCAAGUCCGCCAAGCCGCCCGGUGUCUGCUCUUGACUCCCCAAAGUCACCCCUGCACGUCCGGAAGACUAGAAAGAGUCUGGGCGAAGAGGGUGCGACAAGGAUGAGGCCCAAGACACCGCUGGCCAUGAACACGCAGAGGGCCGUCACGCCUUCUUCGGCGAACUCGGCGAACUCGGCACAUUCGUCAAGUUCGAGAUCUCGGACCCCUUCGCGCGCGGGAUACGAGGACGAGAGCAGCGUCUUGGGUAUGUCGGGGCCGCGCCCCAACUACGAGGAGAAACUGAGCGAGGAAGGCAAGGCCUGGGUCGAGGAUGUCCAGAGCAAGGUCCGUUCUGCUAGCGGCGGGCGAGCCACGUUUGAGCACCUCAAGGCGGAAGGGAAACUUGGCGAACUGGGCAAGGUCGGUGGGACCAAGAGGGUGUUCAGGAAGAACUUGGGCUAA